Molecule: messenger RNA, 7940 nt
Organism: Ceutorhynchus assimilis (cabbage seed weevil)
Lineage: Eukaryota; Metazoa; Arthropoda; Insecta; Coleoptera; Curculionidae
Source: the annotation of a GenBank genome assembly
ACUCAAGACAACCACGCCACACGUAGCUCUUCGCUCGCUCGAUCGCAGUUCUGUAAUGUCGGGAAAAGAAAAAUAUUUCGAUCAAAAUAAACAUUAAGCUCGCUCUGAAACCGCGUUUAGUGUUCCAGUGUAAAAAAAAAAACAUUGAUAUUUUUGAAAGUUUAACAAAAAAACUUUAAUAUUUGAACUAUGAGAGACAUAGGUUUGAUUUCGUGAUCAAAGUGGAUGGUAUUUUCUUAUUGUCAAUUCCUAGUAUUAUGGUGCAUCACAGGACAACAUAAAUAUACUUGGCCUUGACAGAAACAUAAUGGCCUAUUUCAUGAAGCUCUUUCUCCUCUUGUCAUUCCACUAUGUCUUCGGUGAUUCAGCCUCCUACGGAUGCGGUCCAGGGGUAAAGUCAGCAGGAUAUACAUAUCCAGUUGGAGACAUCACAUUAGAAUACGGUGAAGAUUUGGAUAUAUAUUGUUUUUUAAAUGAAGCAGAAAUAGACAAAUAUGGAGCUAAUGCAAGCCAAUACAUGUCAUUUGUCUUAGGAAAUAGGAAGUUUCCUUCCGAAAUCGUCAACUCGACAGUUAUCAGACUUCUGAUCAAAAACCACCCUAAGACUCAACAAUCAGCUUAUUAUUGUUUGGUGAAUGAUUCAGUGCAUGAUGAUUUCGUAUGUCAUAACUAUGUCGUUGUCGGAACCAAACCUCAGGAUGUAACUGAUUUCGACUGCAUAGGUUACAACUAUGAAAAUUUCACUUGCAGUUGGACACCACCAGAAAAUUAUGUAUCAACAAAUUACUCUUUGGAAUAUAAACCUGUUUCGCGUCCCCUAAGGUACAUUAAGGCAAAGUACGCCUCUAAACCAAGCACGCCAGCCGAAACUAGAGCCAAUGGAUGCCCAACCAAUUUGACAGUGAAACAAGUAAAUGGGGUAACCCAAUUGUCCUGCACCUGGGAAUUGUCAACAAGGCCACAAUAUCGGCAUUCUCAUGACACUUUUAUUUUUCAAUUAUCCGCUAACAACCCUUUUGGCUAUCAAGUCUGGAGAUACACAAUCAAGCAUUAUGCUCGAGUUCGCCCUGGUCCACCUGAAGACCUUGUAGCAAUACCAACUUCUCCACAUUCCAUCAAAUUAGAAUGGACUGUACCACUGAAUAUGCAAAGUUACCCAGCAGGUUUAGAAUAUAGAGUAAGCUGGUGGAUUGCUCAAAACAAAAAAUGGACUAGUGUUUAUAUACCAGAAGAUAAAUCAAAACAACGGAUACAGUUUGAGCUUACUAAUCUUCCGUAUGCCCAUUGCUUAUAUGACAUAAGAGUUGCUAUCAAGUCUAGACCUGCCAUAGAAGAACGCAUGUGGUCACAAAAUGCUUCUAUAACUGUCUGGACGUCUUCUAAAAUACCGGAUUGUCCUCCUAAUACUACAGCUGGUAGUUUUGAGUUAUUGGAGGGUACUGGCAAUAGAUUGAUUUAUUGGCAAAAUAUCCAUAAUUAUCAGGAAAAUGGAGAAAACUUUUCUUAUUACAUUCAAGUAGAUGAAGAUCCGAAUAUCCAACCAGUCAAAGUCCACAAAAAUUAUGCUAAAUUUGAGAAUCUUCCUGACAGGAAUUAUACGUUCAGGAUUUGGUCUAGAAAUAGCGUUGGCAGCUCUAGAGAAUCUUCAGUAGUGUUUUUUCCUUCCCAGAAAAAUGCUUUGAAACAGUUAUCAAAAUUAGUAAAAGUGGAUAAAGGUGCUGGAAUCUGGGAUCUUGAAUGGACUGAAAGCAGUAAUACGAGAGCUAAAAAUUAUACUCUGUUUUGGUGUUCUGCUCAAAGAGAAAGGCCUUAUGCUUGUGACGGUACUCUACAAUGGGAGACAGUUCCUCGUGGCGUCAAAAAUAAAACACUCAAACUAGCCCCAUACAAUUUAGAAGCAGAAAAUUUCAAUAUUUACCAAUUCGCUAUAUCAGCUAAUGGUAUUGGAACAAGUAGUGGUUUACUUUGGGCUGACUGCACUGUUAUACCAGGAACUGGGGUGAAAUUGAGACAAACUUACGUAAAGAAAGUCAGUCCAAGAUAUAUUGUGUUGCAAUGGAAAUUGGAGUGUAUAAAAUUGGGAGAUAUCCAAAGUUUCAACGUGAGUUAUUGUACAAUUGCCACGCCUCAGUCACAGGAAUGUCAACCGAAGUCUUUGAAGUACAAAUUAUUUGAUAAUAACACUUUCAAUAUUGGAGAAGGAGAGCUGAAUAUCACUGGAUUGAAGCCUUAUACUGGGUACAAAUUCCAAGUGAAACCAAUUAUCGUAGGCGCUGAAAGUCAAUUCAGUGACCCUAUGUUCAACUCAACCUUGGAAGACACUCCUACUGAACCACGAAACCUCCAGAUUAUCCAACGCACAGACAGAACCAUAAAAAUAUCAUGGGAAAAAUCAUUGGAAGAAAAUGGUCACUUAUCAGAAUAUGUUGUUUUGGUUAAUGGCCGAGAAGAGAGAGUACCUGCUGAAAAGGAAAAGAUGAUUUACGAAAAAAAUAUUACUGGCCUACAACCAAGGACCAAUUAUACAAUUUAUGUGAAGGCUUGUACUGGAAGCUGCUCGAAAACCUCAAAACAAUUCUCUACAGAUAUUGGAUAUCCUGGUACCAUACCCAAACCCAGCGCUAAUUGGGAUAAUUACUCCCUAAUUAUAAAAUGGGAAAAGCCUGACGAACCUGGAGUAAAAGUAGAUUACUAUGAGGUACAAGUUGGUACAGCAAAGGGCAAAGAAUAUCCACCUCACAAUACUACAAGUCAGUCCUAUGAAAUCAGCAUUUGCCAACACGACAAAUCCCAAACUGUUUAUGUUAAAAUAAGAGCUGUGAACGUGAAAGAUGGUAGACUUUUGCUAGGUAAUUGGAGCGAUAGAGCUGAAUUCCCAUGCUUCCGCAAUCCAUCAUCUUCAUCUUGGAUUAUUCCACUUGUUGUUAUGUCAGUUAUACUAUUUAUAGUUUUGAUGUGCUAUUUAGCCAAAAGGAUAUGGCGUAAAAUCCUUGAUAUGCGCAAUUGCCCAGUAAAACUUCCCCAAGCUUUGGAUGCUGUUGUGAAUUUUGAGCCCAAAGAAAAACAUGUGGAUGAAACUUUGCCUGGUGAACCCUUAUUAUCAGACAAAUUUUCAACUCAACCGAGAAAUACGAGUGGGGAAACUAGUGGCUGCUGCUCUGGAACUGAAAGCGUUUCUUCUGCAUCAGGGCUAACCGGCGGUUCAGAUUCUGGUACUGAACAACCCAGAUCUGCGAUGGGCGAAACUGAGCAUAAAGAUGUGGCUCUAAGGCAAAGGCCAAACGUUAAAAAGACAGAUUAUGUAUCAAUGGCAGAAAUACCAGCAGCACCAUGGUCUACAAAACCAACUCAAAGCGGCUAUAGUGUCAUCGGCAUGAAUGCACCUCCUAAAAAAUCAGAUCUUGAUUCCGAGUACAUGCCCCUGUCUGAUAUUUCGUCUAAAACAUCCUACGUGCCAUUCCCUACAGUUCAACAACCAGAACCAACAAAAGAACCAACUACUAAAAUUCCUACUUCCGGUUAUGUACAGUACCUUACUCAAGAACCAGCCUCCAAGAAUACUGCUUAUGUGAUUGCUGGAGAACCAUCGGCUAAAGUAGCAACUAAGUUAGCUACCAGGGUACCGCCGUUAACGAAACAAUUAGACGAACCUUCUCCUGGUUAUGUGAAAGCAGCUUCCCUCGAAUCCACACCAAAGUCACAGUUUUGGGCACAAGCACCACCGGUGGAGACCUUAUCGAAAGGUUAUGUAGUAGUGGGAGACACAAAACCACAGAAAAUAGAUUUGGGAGCUCCAAAGAGCUCUAACAAAGGGUAUGUGCCUCAUAUUAAAUUUGAGUCGACAAAAUCGAUUAAGGAAGACUAGGUGAUCAAGGUAUAAGUUUUUUUCUUAUCAUUAAACAAAUUUUCUCUGCAUUUUUUAUUUAAAUAAUGUUAAAUUAUUAUCUGAGCCUUGUUUUAUGUAUUAGUACGUCAAAGAUCUGGUUAGAUGUUAGAUUAGACUGUAGCUCUACCCAGAUUAUCAUGUGUUGUCAAAGGGUCGAUUUAGAAAAAUCUCACUUUGGGACUAGGUAUACAUAUCAUUGGACGUACGUAAUUAGGUUUAGGUGUAAAUUUAUUAUCAAAAUAAUCGAAAUGUCAUGUAUUCAACAGCGAUGUUUUUGAACCGAGCGCAUAUCAAAUAAUUUAAGCAAUAGUUUAUGUUCUUAAAUUUGGAGCAUUAAGGCUAAUAUAACAACGCAAUAAUACUCCAUUUUUAAAAGAUCAACUUAGCCGACUGCUAUUAUUAAAACUCACUGUUACACUUGAGUAUUUUCAAGUUUUAAUUCUUCCCUAAUUUGUUAUUUAUUAUUUCAAAUCUACAGUUUUGUGUAUCGUGUAUCCUUAAAUGCAACGUGCCUUUGUUCAAGCAAUGCAUGCAAGAACAUUACCAAAAUACUUUUGUACACACUUUGACAACAAGAAAUGUUCAUUAUUUUUGUACAUACAGUUUUACAUAUUUAUAUCAUAGAAAAAUCUUCCUUUUUUAAAUUUUGAAUGUAUAUAUUGUUCUAGAAUUAUAUUUUAGCAAAUUGAUAAUUAAGUGAUGGUUAAGUGUUAUUCCUAUUGAACCAGAUUCACUUCAGUUUUGUGCCUUUUGCAUGAUGACUGACUAAUGGAGUGGAGGUAAUAUUUGGGUGGUAGUUUAAAUUUUACACAUUGAUGUUAGGUUCUGGUACACUUUGUGUGACCCGAAGUAGAAUCUAUUUUUAUAUACAAGAAAAUUUGUCUUCCAAGUAAUUGGCAAAUUCUAAAGCUAUUCUCAAAAAUUAUUUGUGAGUUUGUGGUAAUAAAUACAUUUCUUGAAUUUUUCUUUUUUCAAAAUGUAAAAUUUACACUACCGAUCAAAAUAAUGCUAAUGUUGGACUUGCCACAAUAUAUAAGGUGCUUUUAAAGUGUAUUUAUCACAUUGUAGUGGUAUAGCUGUAGCACAUAAUGAUUUUUCUCUCUAAAACUUAUUUUCUGAAGUUGCUUAUCUCAGGCUCUGUCCAGCUAGAUUCAUUUUCCGUCACCGGCAAGGCUUUUUAGUUUUCAUUGAUCUGUUUGAAAUUUGACAAGCAAAAAACUGAAUAAGAACAUUUUGCUGAAGGACUUUUUGUAAAAAAAAAAUAAAACAAGUUGUGAAUCAACUAGAAAUUACGGAGAGGCGGAAAUGUAUCUAUAGCUGUUACUUAAAUUACUUUUUUUAUAUGAACCAGUGAUAAUUUUGUAAUAUAAUCAAAUCCUUGAUCGAUUUGGUCUUAUCUGUUGAAAUAUUUAGGAGUUUUUAAUAAAUUUUAACUAUUAUUUCGCUGGGUUUUACUUAUUUUUUGCGGCACCCAAAUUUCUGAUGUACCGUCUGUACUCAUUCAUGCCCUUUGUAAGUGUUAUAUUUAGGCAAGUGCGUUUUAACAUUAUUCUAUCAAUUUAAGAAAAAAACUAUUUUUAGAAAGAUCCAUUAUGAAGUGCAAAAUAUAUUUAUAUUGGCAACACUUAAAAAUAAUAUACGUAUGUAUUUUGCAACAAGGAACGUAUUAAAUUUAUAGUUUUUGCGUUUAGUGCAAUAUUUGCAGAAUUUCGUGUAGUGGUUCCUCAUGAGAUAAACUGACUGUGAUAAAUAACUAUUUCUAAUGGAAAACCUUGCCUAAAUAUUCCACAAUCAGUCUUUUUAAAAUAAAUAUAUAAAUAGUAAUAACUUUUUAUUUUUGGAAUAAUUUUACAUAAUUUGAUUUUUCACACUAUUAUACAAAUUUUGAGUUGUUUAGUAUUCAGAAUGGUGGUUCACUUGAUUUUUAUGUUUCAAAAUAUUUCUAUUAUUAAAAUUAGGGUUUUCAUUUAUGUCGUUAUAAUGUAUUUUUCUUGAAUUGGGUUCACUUGGUAUACUUACAAACAAGCAAUAUAAAAAGUUUUAUUUUUUUGUGUGAUCUUAGUCGUACAAAAUUCACAUAUUUUCAGAGUUCUGGAUAUGCAUUGCGACAACCGACAAAUUCUGACAAACUUUAAAUUCUGUUUAUUUCUUUCUCAUAUUAUAUUUUAUCAUGCCCAUUUUUUUUAGGUUUAGAAUAUGUUUUAUUUACGCCGUGUUCCUCUAUUUAAUAUUUUUAUUUAAAUAUAACUAUUAUCAAAAGAAAUUUUUAUUUUUAUUUAUAAUCCUGGUUUACCGUUUUUCAGGGAGGAAAACAUAUUUGUCCAAGUCUCCUUAUUUUGAGAUAUUUGUAGGAUCUCAGGUUAAAAAGAGGAAUCUAGGACAUCCAAUACUGCGAUGGUAUGAUGUCAUUCAAAAAGUAGCAUGGGAAACAAUGAUGAAUAUGGUUAAUCAAAUAGGCAUUUAUUCGUGUAUGGACUGGAAUUCUGGCUAUAUUUUAUGUUGUAUCAGUUUUCUCUCAAUAUUUUGUUGUCUUAAUGUUACAUGUUAGGAAAUACACAACAUAGAAAAAACAAUAUUUAUUUAUCAAAAACAGAGCUUCAUUUCGAUUCGGAAAGAUGUUAACUACUUAAAUAAGACAGUUGUCCUCGUGAAGGGUAUUCUGAAAAUACGAUUCGUCAUUAAGAAUAUAUUCAGCCACUGUUAGUAGAUCUACUAAAGCUUGUAUUGGAACGAAAAUCUUCAUUUGAAUUUUAAGACCUACUUUCGUAACAAUUAGUAUACCUAUUCAGUUACGUCUCUUCCGAUACCUACACAAUUCAAGAUUCGCUGUAGAUUUCUGGCUUCUACUGUCCUUUACUAGGACCAAAUGCUCUUUCUCAGAUCAGUAAAAGUAUUUUUAGGAUUCCCUAGCGCACUAAAUAGGCUUCUAUACCUGGUAUAGUAUCCGCCAGAGAUAUUUGAGAUUCGUACAAAAAAAGUAUGUUUAUAUUAUCAGUGGCCUGCAUUUAGUCAGGGAGCACGUGUCAGGAACUGCUUGAAUACAAGAUUAUAUUGGUUCGAAGUUAUUCGGUUUAAAUUGUUGUAAAUAAUGUUUAAAAUUAUUUGCAAUUUUUUUAAAAGAUCUUUCAAAUUGUAUUUUGUGUAUAAUUCAAACACAACCCCCAAAACAAAUUUCAAUGUUUUCAGGAAUCUCGGGUGACAAAACUAGUCCAUUCAGGACCAGUUUGCCAGAUCCAUCAAAAUUAACAAACAUUUAUCCAACCCAAAACUUUCCCUCAUCUCCAUAAGGAAAUCAAAUUUAAAUUUCAUUAGGAAAUAUUGGUGGUUUCAAAAUGCUAUUUUUGAAUAACACUUAGAUGAUGCAUUAUAGUUGCAUCAUAGCGUUCCUAUGAAACAUAAAUAUAAAACUAACACGUUUUGUGCUGCCAAAAAAGGAAGGAUUUUUUUGUUCAUAAAAAGGGCUUCAACUCUUUCAAUAUAUGUGAUUGUCACCCUAAAUAUCAAACAUAAAACAAAAAAUCUAUAUAACAAACAUUUGUAUUUCAUAAAUACUUUACACAUAUGCUCCUAUGAAAAAAUUCUCUCAAACUUCUUCAAUGCAGCUAAAGACCUGAUCUCACAAGGCGAUUUUAGUUUGUACUGAAUCAACCUCAGCAUCAUUUUUAUUCAAUUUUUGUUCAGCAGCUUUAAUAUAUGAUCUCGUCAACUAAAAUCGCCUUUUGAGAACAGGAAACCUAAAAUAAUUAAGUAUUUAAUCUCAUCAUCAGGAGUUUGAAAUAUAAACUGUUUAUUCUAUGAAAGAACAUAAGUACCUUAUGAAUUUAGGCCAUGAAGGUCCAUUUACAAGUCUUAUCAAAACUAAUAUAGCCAAAUAUAAAACAAUUACAAUCCAAAGGCAGUUUUUCUUUGUAAAAGAUGCCACAACAGUUGAUGCUCUAUAUCUAUAUGCUAAUAAAUAUUUAAUUUUAACUAAUUCGCUAUUAGUUACAACAAAAUACUUGUCAGGAAUUGCACCGUAACUGUCUUGGUUUAAUGCUCGUUUUUUAUUUUUUUC